Messenger RNA from Macadamia integrifolia, 2020 nucleotides. Its product is annotated as aspartic proteinase 39-like. The transcript is spliced from 10 exons. The coding region runs from base 482 to 1927 and encodes 481 amino acids. The record is from RefSeq and is a predicted model, not a curated record. Gene Ontology annotation, biological process: proteolysis. Gene Ontology annotation, molecular function: aspartic-type endopeptidase activity. NCBI's taxonomy places the organism in Eukaryota, Viridiplantae, Streptophyta, Magnoliopsida, Proteales, Proteaceae.
CGUUGAAAUAAUGGCGGUUGUUCUUUAUCACUUCGCUUCUAGCUAUGCCUCCUUCAUGAUUAUUUGCAUUGCUCUUCCCCACAUAAUGAAGGACAAAUAUCCAAUUCGGUUCACUGCUCCUGCUUCAAAAUUUACGAUCUUUUGGAUGUCAAUGGCCUGUUCAGGUUCUACUGUGAAAGUUCUGCAAUACCAUGAAAAUAGUGAUUUGGGAUUUUAAGAGCUGACGAAGAAAAAAAUGAAACAGAGAAAAAAGGGUGGAAGAAUCGUUUGGUUUGGGUUUCUAUUAUUAGUAAUGAAUAGGUGUUUGCUGUUGAAGGGCGAGCCGAGAGUACCCAAUUUUGUGGUUAUCUCAGUCCUCAUUUCUUCUAUUCAUCUCUACUUCCUUUUCCUUUCCCUCCCACCCACUCUCUGUAAUUGCCCGGGGCCGCCAUUGCCUCGGCUUCUCUCUUUCUAUGCGUGAAUAAAACUAGAAAGGAGAGGAAUGGAUGUCAGAAGAUGGAUAUGUGGGCUUUCCAUUUUGAUUUUGUUUGAGGUCUCCAGUGUCUCUGCUUCUGGGGUAUUCAAGGUGUAUCACAGAUUUUCGGGCCAGGAGCGGUCUCUGAGAGAUGUCAAAGCUCAUGAUGGGCGUCGUCACCGUCGGUUCCUUUUCUCCAACAUUGAUAUCCCCUUGUCUGGAAACAGCAAUCCUGCAGAUGUUGGGACUUACUAUACUAAACUUGCCAUUGGGUCUCCUCCUAAGGAUUAUUAUGUACUAGUCGAUACAGGAAGCGACAUUCUUUGGGUCAAUUGCGUAGAAUGCACCAAGUGUCCAACAAAAAGCAGUCUCGGUCUAGAACUCAAAACAUAUGAUCCAAAGGCCUCUGCUACUGGAGAAUUGGUUACCUGUAAUCAAGAAUUUUGCUACCUAGCUUCGGAGAACCCUGUUCCUAGAUGCAACGAUAAUUUGUCCUGUGUAUAUGGUGUGGAGUAUCAAGAUGGGAGUUCAACCACUGGAUACUAUGUCAGAGAUGUUAUACAAUACGGUCAAGUGUCCGGAAACCAGAAAACUAUCCCCUCUAACGGGACUGUUGUCUUUGGGUGUGGUGCUGUACAAUCUGGUGAUAUAGGUUCAUCUGAUGCGACUCUUGAUGGAAUACUUGGUUUUGGACAAACAAAUACAUCCAUGAUAUCGCAGCUGGCUUCUGCAGGUAAAGUGAGAAGGAUGUUUGCUCACUGCUUGAGUGGUACAAAAGGAGGUGGAAUGUUUGCCAUUGGACAUGUCAUGGAGCCAAAAGUAAAAACAACUCCACUGGUACCAGAUCAACCACAUUACAAUGUCAAUAUGGAAGGAGUUGAGGUGGGUGGUGUUGUUCUCCAACUACCUAAAGAUGUAUUUGAGACUGGGCCACGAAAAGGGACAGUAAUUGAUAGUGGUACAACCUUAUCGUAUCUUCCUGAGAUCAUCUAUGAGCAAUUAAUUAAAGAGAUUUUGUCUCACCACUCCAAUUUGACAAUAAAAAUUGUCCAGAAUGACUUUUCAUGCUUUACGUAUUGUCAAAGCGUGGAUGAUGGAUUUCCUACUGUUACUUUUCAUUUUGAAAAUUCACUUUUGCUGGUGGUGUAUCCUCAUGACUAUUUGUUCCAGAUCUCGGAAACUGAAUGGUGUAUUGGUUGGCAAAAUAGUGGGAAGCAGUCCUAUGAUUCCUGGGACAUGACUAUUUUUGGUGAUUUAGUAUUAUCAAAUAAGCUUGUUUUAUAUGACCUUGAGAAUCAAGUCAUUGGGUGGACUGAAUACAAUUGUUCUUCAAGCAUUAAUCUGAAGGACGAGAAGUCUGGAGCUUCAUAUGAACUAAGUGCUAAAAUUCCAUCUUCUGCUAGCGGCCUGGAUGUUGGAAAGUGUAUCAUAUUUUUAUUUCUAUCAUCCAUGCUGCAUACUUUAAUUUACUGAGAUCAUUGCAACUCAAGGGAUGUAUGGAUUCAAUUGAUAUUGUUUCAUUAUAUUUUUUUUAAUGAAGAUAUCAUGCGUGCUACAUUUGUACAU